Molecule: messenger RNA, 13949 nt
Organism: Pelmatolapia mariae (spotted tilapia)
Lineage: Eukaryota; Metazoa; Chordata; Actinopteri; Cichliformes; Cichlidae
Product: mucin-5B-like
Exons: 51
Cellular component (GO): extracellular region; extracellular matrix
Molecular function (GO): hormone activity
Source: RefSeq, a predicted model, not a curated record
AUGUGUACAGUGUACAAGGAGGCCUACAGGAGGAAGAUAGAGAGCUUAUACACAGACAACAACCCCCACCAGGUGUGGAGAGGCAUCCAAGCCCUCUCCAACUUCAAAGUGACCACUGCUCCUUCUACAAACACACUGACCAUGACUUCAGCUAAUGCGUCCCACAUUGGCCGAGUGUGCACAACUUGGGGAUACUAUCACUUCAAAACUUUUGAUGGCGAUUUCUUCCAGCUGAAUUCGAGUUGUAACCAUGUCCUUGCAAUACAAUGCAAGGGCAGCUAUGAGAACUUUAAUAUCCAGAUGCGGCGGAGCUUAGUCAACAACAUCCCCACAAUCAGCAAAAUCAUCAUGAUGCUGGAAGGAUCUGAGGUGGAGCUCUCUAACAACUCAGUGCUUGUCAAUGGCAAGAUGGAAUCUCUUCCAUUUAGUAAAUCAGGAGUGACUGUCAAGGGGACCACAUCUAGUAUCUCUGUUGAAGCUAAUCUGGGAAUAAAGGCAAUCUGGAACCUGGAUGACUCCCUUGAUAUUGAAAUAGAUGAGAAAUAUCGGACUCAGACAUGUGGACUGUGUGGAAACUUUGAUGGCAUAUCCAAUGAAUUCCUGAAUGAUGGAACUCCACUGUCUGUGGUGGACUAUGCUGAGACCUGGAAGAUAAAUGGCCCCACAGAGUACUGUGAGGAGACUGACAUUAACCCAGUCCUGAGCUGCGGUGAUAAGCAAUUCUGUGACCAGACUUUCUCCAGUGAUCCCUUUGGUGAUUGCCAAAACAUUCUUGACGUGGAAUCCUUUAGUAAAGCCUGUAUGGUGGACAUGUGCAACUCUAUAGACAACACUACUUUGGUCCUCUGCAAAACACUUUCAGAGUUCUCCAGACAGUGCAUCCAUGCAGGUGGCAAACCCCAAGAAUGGAGGAAUGAUACAUUUUGCUACAAGAAAUGUCCAUACAACAUGGUUUUCUUGGAAUGUAGCAGUUCAUGUCCUGACAGCUGUUCCACCCCUCAGGCCAGCCAGACAUGUGACAGCCACUGUCAUGAUGGCUGCAGCUGCCCUGCUGGAAUGGUCUUUGAUGACAUUGGUAACAGCGGAUGUAUCGCAGUCUCUCAGUGUCCAUGUCUGCACAACAACGAAAUCUACAAGCCAGGAGAGUCCUACUCCCACCACUGUGGAUCCUGUGUAUGUGAAAGCGGUCAGUGGAGUUGUACAGAGACGAACUGUCCAGGAAUCUGUUCUGUCGAAGGAGGAGCUCAUAUUAACACCUUUGAUGGAAAAGUCUACACAUUUCAUGGCGAUUGUUCCUAUGUUCUCGCUAAGGACAGUAAUGGUUUGUCCUACACUGUGCUGGUGGAUCUGGUCAAGUGCGGGCUAAGUGACACAAAGACUUGCCUCAGAACUGUAACUUUGGCCUUAGGCAGCAAUUCUGUGGUUGUUAAAGUUCAGGCAUCUGGGCAGGUCUAUGUGAACCAGAUUCAUUCUCAGCUUCCACUGUUUACAGCUGAUCUGAGAGUCUUUAAGCCAUCUUCCUUCUACAUCCUUGUAAGCACCACAGUGGGCAUACAACUGAUGAUUCAGCUGUCUCCCAUAAUGCAGGUGUUCAUUUCAGCUGACAAGUCACUCACAGGAACCACCUCUGGUUUAUGUGGAAACUUCAACGACAUAAUGAGUGACGACUUUAGAGUGACAAGUGGGCUGGUGGAAGGCACUGCUGCUGCAUUUGCCAACGCAUGGAAAACCAGAGCCAGUUGCCCAGACAUUAUAUCACAUUUUGGAGACCCUUGUAAUAACAACAUCCUCACAGAGAAAUAUGCGGAUUUCUGGUGCUCCAAAUUAACUGAUCCUGAGGGAGUGUUUGCUCCCUGCCACGCUGUUGUUAGCCCCAGCACAUAUAAAGAUAACUGUAUGUAUGACACCUGUAACUGUGAAAAAAGUGAGGACUGCAUGUGUGCUGCAGUUUCCUCAUAUGCCUAUGCCUGCUCAGCAGCAGGAAUCCACAUCAGUGGCUGGAGGAAAACCAUCUGUGAGACAUUCAGUACAUCAUGUGCAGCAGAAACUGUGUAUAAUUACAACAUGACCAGCUGUGGGCGUACCUGCCGUUCCCUCGGCCAGACUGACUACUCUUGUCAGGUCAACUUCACCACAGUGGAUGGCUGUGGCUGUUCUGAAGGAACUUACAUGAAUGAGGAAGGGCAGUGUGUAGCCCGUGAAAGCUGCCCCUGCUAUGCUGAAGGCAUUAUUGUUCCUCCUGGACAGACUAUCAGUAAAGAUGGCAGCACAUGUGUCUGCAGACAAGGCAUUCUCAGCUGCUCUGGAGGAACACAGCUACUAACUUCACCACAAUGCGAAUGUCCCAUGGUGUACUUUGACUGCUCCACUGCUCAACCUGGGGCUACUGGCACUGAAUGUCAAAAGAGCUGCAGCACCGCUGACAUGGCUUGUAUCCACACAGGCUGUACAUCAGGCUGCAUAUGCCCAGAUGGUCUGUUGUCAGAUGGAGCAGGAGGCUGUGUCAAUGAGACCAGCUGUCCAUGUGUACACAAUGGACAAGUCUACCAGCCUGGAGAGACACUGACAGUGGAUUGCAAUACCUGUUCCUGCAGUGGAAGGAAGUUCACAUGUACCAACAAGACGUGUGAUGCUGUUUGUGGAAUCUAUGGAGAUGGUCACUAUAUCACCUUUGACGAUAAGAGGUUCGACUUCAGUGGACAGUGUGAAUACACACUUCUACAAGACUUCUGUGGCACCUGUAAUGGCAAUGGAAGCUUCAGAAUUAUUACUGAAAAUGUUCCAUGUGGAACCACAGGAACCACCUGUUCUAAGACCAUCAAGAUCUUCUUGGGGGAUAAUGAAUUCCAGCUUAAAGAUGACAACUUACAAGUGGUAAAGGGCACUAUCCAGGCGCUUCAGGUACAAAAAAUGGGCAUUUACAUAGUGGUGACAAUCAAGCCGGGACUUGUUCUCAUGUGGGACCAGAAGACCAGUCUUUUCAUUACAAUCAGUCCACAGUUCCAGGGUCAGGUCUGUGGUCUGUGUGGAAACUAUGAUGGUAACAGUAAGAAUGACUUCACCACACGCUCCCAGGAAAUAGUAGCAGAUGUUCUACAAUUUGGUAACAGCUGGAAAGUUUCAUCUAGUUGCCCCAGUGCAGAGCUAAUCAGUGAUCCCUGUGCCUCGAAUCGCUACCGGGCAGCCUGGUCUCAAAAACAGUGCAGUAUCAUCACAAGUGUCACCUUCCAGAGCUGUCAUUCAAAGGUUGACCCUGGUCCAUAUUUUGAUUCCUGUGUGAGAGACUCCUGUGCUUGUGACACUGGUGGGGACUGCGAAUGUCUCUGUACUGCGGUGGCUGCAUAUGCUAAAGCCUGUAAUGAAGCUGGGACCUGCAUUGCAUGGAGGACUCCAAAGUUUUGUCCUAUUUUCUGUGACUACUAUAAUUCACCUGGUGAAUGUGAGUGGCACUAUAAGCCUUGUGGAGCUAAUUGCAUGAAAACAUGUAGGAAUCCAUCUGGAAACUGCUCGUCACUCAUCACCAACCUUGAAGGCUGCUAUCCACAGUGUCCCCCAAACCAACCCUACUUUGAUGAAGACACUAUGAAGUGCGUUUCCGGGGACCAGUGUGGAUGCUAUGAUGACCAAGGCAACCAUUACAACAUUGGUGAAAAGGUUCCAUCAGAGAACUGCUACACCUGUUUAUGUACAAUGUCGGGGAUACAAUGUAACUACAGUGUUAACUAUUGUAAAUGCAUCAUUAAUGGAAAAAUGUACAACUAUGGGGACAAUAUCUACAACACAACUGAUGGCCUAGGAAACUGCAUCACAGCUGAGUGUGCAGAGAAUGGAAUUGUAACAAGGAGCAUAUACCCCUGCUUUAAUACCACAACACCUGGGCCAACAACAACUCCAUUUACGUUUAGUACAAUACUAAAGACCACUUCAGGAACAGCUGCAACACCUACAGAGACAACAGCAUUUGAAUCCACAACAGCCACAGUAAUGACAACAAAAACACCAAAAAUAGUUACAUCGGGACCAACAACAUCCUCUACCACAGCUGUUGUUGAAACCACGACCACAGUUGCACAUGUUGAAACAACAGGUCAAGGAUCCACCACGGUUACAUCAAAACCAUCUGUGAGUACUGAAAUUACAUCUGGGCCUUUCACUACCACUAAAGGAACAGCUGCAACACCAUCAGAAACAACAGCAUUUGAAUCCACAACAGCCACAAUUAUGACAACAAAAACACCAAAAAUAGUUACAUCGGGACCAACAACAUCCUCUACCACAGCUGUUGUUGAAACCACGACCACAGUUCCACGUGUUGAAACAACAGGUCAAGAAUCCACCACGGUUACAUCAAAACCAUCUGUGAGUACUGAAAUUACAUCUGGGCCAUUCACUACCACUAAAGGAACAGCUGCAACACCUUCAGAGACAACAGCAUUUGAAUCCACAACAGCCACAAUUAUGACAACAAAAACACCAAAAAUAGUUACAUCGGGACCAACAACAUCCUCUACCACAGCUGUUGUUGAAACCACGACCACAGUUGCACAUGUUGAAACAACAGGUCAAGGAUCCACCACGGUUACAUCAAAACCAUCUGUGAGUACUGAAAUUACAUCUGGGCCUUUCACUACCACUAAAGGAACAGCUGCAACACCAUCAGAAACAACAGCAUUUGAAGAGACAACAGCAUUUGAAUCCACAACAGCCACAGUUAUGACAACAAAAACACCAAAAAUAGUUACAUCGGGACCAACAACAUCCUCUACUACAGCUGUUGUUGAAAACACGACCACAGUUCCACAUGUUGAAACAACAGGUCAAGGAUCCACCACGGUUACAUCAAAACCAUCUGUGAGUACUGAAAUUACAUCUGGGCCUUUCACUACCACUAAAGGAACAGCUGCAACACCUACAGAGACAACAGCAUUUGAAUCCACAACAGCCACAAUUAUGACAACAAAAACACCCAAAAUAGUUACAUCGGGACCAACAAAAUCCUCUACCACAGCUGUUGUUGAAACCACGACCACAGUUCCACAUGUUGAAACAACAGGUCAAGGAUCCACCACGGUUACAUCAAAACCAUCUGUGAGUACUGAAAUUACAUCUGGGCCUUUCACUACCACUAAAGGAACAGCUGCAACACCAUCAGAAACCACAGCAUUUGAAUCCACAACAGCCACAAUUAUGACAACAAAAACACCCAAAAUAGUUACAUCGGGACCAACAACAUCCUCUACCACAGCUGUUGUUGAAACCACGACCACAGUUCCACAUGUUGAAACAACAGCUCAAGGAUCCACCACGGUUACAUCAAAACCAUCUGUGAGUACUGAAAUUACAUCUGGGCCUUUCACUACCACUAAAGGAACAGCUGCAACACCUACAGAGACAACAGCAUUUGAAUCCACAACAGCCACAAUUAUGACAACAAAAACACCCAAAAUAGUUACAUCAGGACCAACAACAUCCUCUACCACAGCUGUUUUUGAAACCACGACCACAGUUGCACAUGUUGAAACAACAGCUCAAGGAUCCACCACGGUUACAUCAAAACCAUCUGUGAGUACUGAAAUUACAUCUGGGCCUUUCACUACCACUAAAGGAACAGCUGCAACACCUACAGAGACAACAGCAUUUGAAUCCACAACAGCCACAAUUAUGACAACAAAAACACCAAAAAUAGUUACAUCGGGACCAACAACAUCCUCUACCACAGCUGUUGUUGAAACCACGACCACAGUUCCACAUGUUGAAACAACAGGUCAAGGAUCCACUACGGUUACAUCAAAACCAUCUGUGAGUACUGAAAUUACAUCUGGGCCUUUCACUACCACUAAAGGAACAGCUGCAACACCUAAAGAGACAACAGCAUUUGAAUCCACAACAGCCACAGUUAUGACAACAAAAACACCCAAAAUAGUUACAUCGGGACCAACAACAUCCUCUACCACAGCUGUUGUUGAAACCACGACCACAGUUCCACAUGUUGAAACAACAGCUGUUGUUGAAACCACGACCACAGUUCCACAUGUUGAAACAACAGGUCAAGGAUCCACCACGGUUACAUCAAAACCAUCUGUGAGUACUGAAAUUACAUCUGGGCCUUUCACUACCACUAAAGGAACAGCUGCAACACCUACAGAGACAACAGCAUUUGAAUCCACAACAGCCACAAUUAUGACAACAAAAACACCAAAAAUAGUUACAUCGGGACCAACAACAUCCUCUACCACAGCUGUUGUUGAAACCACGACCACAGUUCCACAUGUUGAAACAACAGGUCAAGGAUCCACUACGGUUACAUCAAAACCAUCUGUGAGUACUGAAAUUACAUCUGGGCCAUUCACUACCACUAAAGGAACAGCUGCAACACCAUCAGAAACAACAGCAUUUGAAUCCACAACAGCCACAAUUAUGACAACAAAAACACCAAAAAUAGUUACAUCGGGACCAACAACAUCCUCUACCACAGCUGUUGUUGAAACCACGACCACAGUUCCACAUGUUGAAACAACAGGUCAAGGAUCCACCACGGUUACAUCAAAACCAUCUGUGAGUACUGAAAUUACAUCUGGGCCAUUCACUACCACUAAAGGAACAGCUGCAACACCUUCAGAGACAACAGCAUUUGAAUCCACAACAGCCACAGUUAUGACAACAAAAACACCCAAAAUCGUUACAUCGGGACCAACAACAUCCUCUACCACAGCUGUUCUUGAAACCACGACCACAGUUCCACAUGUUGAAACAACAGGUCAAGGAUCCACCACGGUUACAUCACAACCAUCUGUGAGUACUGAAAUUACAUCUGGGCCUUUCACUACCACUAAAGGAACAGCUGCAACACCAUCAGAAACAACAGCAUUUGAAUCCACAACAGCCACAAUUAUGACAACAAAAACACCAAAAAUAGUUACAUCGGGACCAACAACAUCCUCUACCACAGCUGUUGUUGAAACCACGACCACAGUUCCACAUGUUGAAACAACAGGUCAAGGAUCCACCACGGUUACAUCAAAACCAUCUGUGAGUACUGAACCUACAUCUGGGCCUUUCACUACCACUAAAGGAACAGCUGCAACACCUACAGAGACAACAGCAUUUGAAUCCACAACAGCCACAGUUAUGACAACAAAAACACCAAAAAUAGUUACAUCGGGACCAACAACAUCCUCUACUACAGCUGUUGUUGAAAACACGACCACAGUUCCACAUGUUGAAACAACAGGUCAAGGAUCCACCACGGUUACAUCAAAACCAUCUGUGAGUACUGAAAUUACAUCUGGGCCUUUCACUACCACUAAAGGAACAGCUGCAACACCUACAGAGACAACAGCAUUUGAAUCCACAACAGCCACAAUUAUGACAACAAAAACACCCAAAAUAGUUACAUCGGGACCAACAAAAUCCUCUACCACAGCUGUUGUUGAAACCACGACCACAGUUCCACAUGUUGAAACAACAGGUCAAGGAUCCACCACGGUUACAUCAACACCAUCUGUGAGUACUGAAAUUACAUCUGGGCCUUUCACUACCACUAAAGGAACAGCUGCAACACCAUCAGAAACCACAGCAUUUGAAUCCACAACAGCCACAAUUAUGACAACAAAAACACCCAAAAUAGUUACAUCGGGACCAACAACAUCCUCUACCACAGCUGUUGUUGAAACCACGACCACAGUUCCACAUGUUGAAACAACAGCUCAAGGAUCCACCACGGUUACAUCAAAACCAUCUGUGAGUACUGAAAUUACAUCUGGGCCUUUCACUACCACUAAAGGAACAGCUGCAACACCUACAGAGACAACAGCAUUUGAAUCCACAACAGCCACAAUUAUGACAACAAAAACACCAAAAAUAGUUACAUCAGGACCAACAACAUCCUCUACCACAGCUGUUUUUGAAACCACGACCACAGUUGCACAUGUUGAAACAACAGCUCAAGGAUCCACCACGGUUACAUCAAAACCAUCUGUGAGUACUGAAAUUACAUCUGGGCCUUUCACUACCACUAAAGGAACAGCUGCAACACCUACAGAGACAACAGCAUUUGAAUCCACAACAGCCACAAUUAUGACAACAAAAACACCAAAAAUAGUUACAUCGGGACCAACAACAUCCUCUACCACAGCUGUUGUUGAAACCACGACCACAGUUCCACAUGUUGAAACAACAGGUCAAGGAUCCACCACGGUUACAUCAAAACCAUCUGUGAGUACUGAAAUUACAUCUGGGCCUUUCACUACCACUAAAGGAACAGCUGCAACACCUAAAGAGACAACAGCAUUUGAAUCCACAACAGCCACAGUUAUGACAACAAAAACACCCAAAAUAGUUACAUCGGGACCAACAACAUCCUCUACCACAGCUGUUGUUGAAACCACGACCACAGUUCCACAUGUUGAAACAACAGGUCAAGGAUCCACCACGGUUAUAUCAAAACCAUCUGUGAGUACUGAAAUUACAUCUGGGCCUUUCACUACCACUAAAGGAACAGCUGCAACACCUAAAGAGACAACAGCAUUUGAAUCCACAACAACCACUAUCAUGACAACAAAAACACCAAAAAUAGUUACAUCGGGACCAACAACAUCCUCUACCACAGCUGUUCUUGAAACCACGACCACAGUUGCACAUGUUGAAACAACAGGUCAAGGAUCCACCACGGUUACAUCAAAACCAUCUGUGAGUACUGAAAUUACAUCUGGGCCUUUCACUACCACUAAAGGAACAGCUGCAACACCUACAGAGACAACAGCAUUUGAAUCCACAACAGCCACAAUCAUGACAACAAAAACACCAAAAAUAGUUACAUCGGGACCAACAACAUCCUCUACCACAGCUGUUGUUGAAACCACGACCACAGUUCCACAUGUUGAAACAACAGGUCAAGGAUCCACCACGGUUACAUCAAAACCAUCUGUGAGUACUGAAAUUACAUCUGGGCCUUUCACUACCACUAAAGGAACAGCUGCAACACCAUCAGAAACAACAGCAUUUGAAUCCACAACAGCCACAAUUAUGACAACAAAAACACCAAAAAUAGUUACAUCGGGACCAACAACAUCCUCUACCACAGCUGUUGUUGAAACCACGACCACAGUUCCACAUGUUGAAACAACAGGUCAAGGAUCCACCACGGUUACAUCAAAACCAUCUGUGAGUACUGAAAUUACAUCUGGGCCUUUCACUACCACUAAAGGAACAGCUGCAACACCAUCAGAAACAACAGCAUUUGAAUCCACAACAGCCACAGUUAUGACAACAAAAACACCCAAAAUAGUUACAUCGGGACCAACAACAUCCUCUACCACAGCUGUUGUUGAAACCACGACCACAGUUCCACAUGUUGAAACAACAGGUCAAGGAUCCACCACGGUUACAUCAAAACCAUCUGUGAGUACUGAAAUUACAUCUGGGCCUUUCACUACCACUAAAGGAACAGCUGCAACACCUACAGAGACAACAGCAUUUGAAUCCACAACAGCCACAGUUAUGACAACAAAAACACCCAAAAUAGUUACAUCAGGACCAACAACAUCCUCUACCACAGCUGUUGUUGAAACCACGACCACAGUUGCACAUGUUGAAACAACAGGUCAAGGAUCCACCACGGUUACAUCAAAACCAUCUGUGAGUACUGAAAUUACAUCUGGGCCUUUCACUACCACUAAAGGAACAGCUGCAACACCAUCAGAAACAACAGCAUUUGAAUCCACAACAGCCACAAUUAUGACAACAAAAACACCAAAAAUAGUUACAUCGGGACCAACAACAUCCUCUACCACAGCUGUUGUUGAAACCACGACCACAGUUCCACAUGUUGAAACAACAGGUCAAGGAUCCACCACGGUUACAUCAAAACCAUCUGUGAGUACUGAAAUUACAUCUGGGCCUUUCACUACCACUAAAGGAACAGCUGCAACACCAUCAGAAACAACAGCAUUUGAAUCCACAACAGCCACAGUUAUGACAACAAAAACACCCAAAAUAGUUACAUCGGGACCAACAACAUCCUCUACCACAGCUGUUGUUGAAACCACGACCACAGUUCCACAUGUUGAAACAACAGGUCAAGGCUCCACCACGGUUACAUCAAAACCAUCUGUGAGUACUGAAAUUACAUCUGGGCCUUUCACUACCACUAAAGGAACAGCUGCAACACCUACAGAGACAACAGCAUUUGAAUCCACAACAGCCACAAUUAUGACAACAAAAACACCCAAAAUAGUUACAUCGGGACCAACAACAUCCUCUACCACAGCUGUUGUUGAAACCACGACCACAGUUCCACAUGUUGAAACAACAGGUCAAGGAUCCACCACGGUUACAUCAAAACCAUCUGUGAGUACUGAAAUUACAUCUGGGCCUUUCACUACCACUAAAGGAACAGCUGCAACACCUACAGAGACAACAGCAUUUGAAUCCACAACAGCCACAAUUAUGACAACAAAAACACCAAAAAUAGUUACAUCGGGACCAACAACAUCCUCUACCACAGCUGUUGUUGAAACCACGACCGCCACAGUUAUGACAACAAAAACACCAAAAAUAGUUACAUCGGGACCAACAACAUCCUCUACCACAGCUGUUGUUGAAACCACGACCACAGUUGCACAUGUUGAAACAACAGGUCAAGGAUCCACCACGGUUACAUCAAAACCAUCUGUGAGUACUGAAAUUACAUCUGGGCCUUUCACUACCACUAAAGGAACAGCUGCAACACCUACAGAGACAACAGCAUUUGAAUCCACAACAGCCACAAUUAUGACAACAAAAACACCAAAAAUAGUUACAUCGGGACCAACAACAUCCUCUGCCACAGCUGCAUCAACCUUAGUUGUCAUAACAGGAUCAUCGUUUUCCUCAACUGCAAUUUCAAAUCCUUCUGUUUUAAACACAACUAUUUUACCCUCAACAUCUAGAGGUACAACUUCUAUUGCUCCUAUAACAGAGACUCUUCCAGGCAGCACGACUGUUUACGCAACUAGUGUAAGCCCCAGUGUAACCAAAACCACAGCUGCUUCACCAUCACCCCUUAUUACAGCCUCGACACGAUGUGUAUGCACUGUCAAUGGAGCUUCGCAUCAUGCUGGGGACUUGGUGUACAACGUCACUGAUGGGUUAGGGUGGUGUUAUGCUGCAUUUUGCAAUGCAUCUUGUGAAAUUGAGACACAGUCCAGUCCAUGUCCUGUGACACCAAGUGUGCCCACUACUGCACACUCUACAACUACAGUAUUCAGCACUACUACAAAGGCCACAAUUUCCAGCUCAGUACCUCUGACAACAACUAGUCCUGCCUCCUUUACUUCAAGUACAUCGAUAACUUCAUCUACUCAAAAUGUCUGCAAUGAUGUGUAUCCACCGAGACAGAAUGGAGAGUCCUGGGAUGCCGGCAACUGCACCACAGCUACGUGCAUUAAUGGGAAGAUUAUAACGAUGCCAACAGUCUGUCCUACUAUGCAGCAGCCCAUCUGUACCAAUGGACGCAGUGCUGUUAAGAUCUCUGAUGAUGGCGGAUGCUGCCCUCACUAUGAAUGUCGAUGUGUGUGCAGUGUCUGGUGUGGAUCCCACUACUUAACAUUUGAUGGAGAAUCCUACAAUUUCAAUGAGAAUUGCUCUUACUACCUGGUCAAAGAGAUUAUUGCUAAAUAUAACCUGACUGCUGUAGUUAACCGUGAUUGUGAUCCAUCAAGCAGUACAUUCUGUCCCAAGGUUCUUACUGUUACAUAUAAAUCUUUCAAAGUGGUUUUGACUCAGCUGAUGUCUUCAGGAAUAUCAACUAAUGUGGUGUUUGUCAAUCAGCAAAAGAUCUAUCCUGCCUAUAGCAAUUCUGUCCUGCGCAUUACUAGCACAGAUAUAAUCACCACAUUGGAGUUACAAGACAUCAGUGCAAAAAUAGUCUAUUCAGGCUCUUCAUUCAGCAUUGACCUUCCCUACUCCCUCUUUGAAGGAAACACAGAGGGACAAUGUGGUACCUGUGACAACUCCCAGAGCAAUGAAUGCCGUUCUCCAAAUGGCCAGGUGGGAAGUUGCUCAGACACUGCAGGCGAGUGGCAGGUCCCAGAUGCACCCUGUGUUAUCCCCACAACCCCACCAACACCCAGAACCACAUCAAACCCCCCACACUCAACACCACCUGUUUGUGAACCUGCUAUCUGUGAUCUACUAACUACCAGUUUAUUUGCACCAUGCCACAAAGUUGUACCUCCAGGACCAUUUGUGACAUCAUGUGUCUUUGACACUUGCAAUCUUGGCAAAAACAGCUGCUGCAGUCUGGAGGCUUAUGCCACUGAAUGUUCUAAUGAAGGAAUCUGUAUUGAUUGGAGAAAUGCUACCAAUGGGCUCUGUGAGCACAAGUGUCCAAGCAACAAAGUGUACAUGCCCUGUGGUCCAUCUGUAGAACCUACAUGCAAUAACGGAUACAACAUGGCAUACCAAACAGUGGCAUCCAGUAACAACACUAAGGAAGGUUGUUUCUGUUCUCAUGGUACCACAUUAUUCAACACAGUACAUGACAUAUGUGUUGACACCUGUGCCUGUGUUGGACCUGAUGGAAAACCCAAACAGCUGAACGAGACUUGGACAAGUGACUGUCAAACCUGUGCUUGUGACAAGGAUUCCAUGAGCGUCCAGUGUGAGCCUGUUCAGUGCCAGUCUGAAAAAAGUCCUAAUUGCAGUGAGCCUGGCCAACAACUGGUCAACAAUACAGUGAACUGCUGCACAACACAGUCAUGUGUUCCUAAAGGUGUAUGUGUCUAUAACAUGACUGAAUACAAGCCUGGUACCAAGAUCCCAACGCCAGACACACUAUCAGAACCCCCGCUGGAAGCACCAGAAGCACAAUCAAUGGCAGAACAAGCAUCAGUAACAACAACAACACAAUCAGGAGCUGGAGAAUCAUCACCAAUGUCAGAGUCAUUUACGCCCGGGCCCUGCCAGGAAUGUUACUGUGGCCCUGAAAUGGAUCCUGUCACCAAGCUGAACAUCAUUACCUGCGAACCUGUCGUCUGCAACAAAAACUGUUCUGCUGGUUAUGAAUAUCAGACUGAACCAGGAAAGUGUUGUGGAACAUGUGUUCAGAUGGACUGUAUUUUCACCACACCUGACAACGUGACAGUGCAUGUUAUUGAGGUCAACAGCUCUUACAUACCUCCUAAUGACAAAUGUGUGCAAUAUACCUGUGAGAAGCUCAAUGGACAGCUUGUUACCAAGGAAACCAAGACUACUUGUCCUCCCUUUAACCCCUUGGACUGUGAACCUGGCACUGAAACAACAGAUGCCAGCGGGUGCUGCAAAACCUGUAAGCCAUCAAACUAAAUAACUAAAUACAUGUUAAGAACAAAUCUGUGUAAGACCCAGAAGGAGCAGAGAAUCAUUGAACUGAACAACUGCAAGAGUGCACAGCCAGUUAACAUCACAUAUUGCGCUGGACACUGUGACAGUUUCUCCAUGUACUCUAUGGAAGCCAACACAAUGGUACACAAUUGCGAGUGCUGCCAAGAAGCCACAACAAGUGUGGAGCAGGUGGAGCUUACCUGUGCUGAUGGGUCUAAGCUGCAGCACAGCUACACCAUGGUACAGUCAUGCCAGUGCAUCAAAACAGAAUGCGUGGAAGGGACAACGCCCAAACCACAGCGCCGCAGGAGACGCUGAUCAUCAGUAACUUAAAUGCUUUACAAUGGCUAAGACCACCUUGACACUCUUUGUGCCUCAUUUUCUUAUCUCUGGUUAAGCAAAUGCACCUUUUCUGUAUCACAACAUACCACUGUGAUGUAAACUGUCUUUUCUUGGUGAUAAACAUUAAAGUCUUUCUGCAACAUGAACAUUUACACCAAGUCUUUGUGGGGAUUGAACAUAAAAGAACACAAAAGUUUGAAAAACACUUGCUUUUCAAAAUAAAAAAACAUAUGGAGGUUUAAGACUUUUUGAUGACAAAUUUGACA